AGCUGCUUCCUCGCAACCCUGCAGAGCUUUGAGGAACCGCUGAGCGGAGGGAGGCUGGAACGAGAGCCCGGCAGCCGCCGAGCAGAAAGGAGGAGGAGGAGGCCUGGGGAGCCGCGCGAGGACAGCGGAGGGCCGGGGCGGGCGUUCUUCUGGCUCGCCGAGUCGUUCGGAUCGCGUCAUACUUCUCGGGCGUGACGUCAAGGCGGCAGGGAGUGACGUCAGCGGCGUGGGAGUGACGUGGUAGUACGAAACUGUUGAAAGUGGCUUUGAAGGCAAGGUACAAUGAAGAAUCAAGAUGGUGAAAGCAAAGCUUCUCUUCUACCCCCCAGCCCUUCCAAAAUAAGUGAUAGUCUGGGGCUGGAAGAUAGUGACUUAGCUGAGGCUCCAGGAGUGAUUGCAGGAAGUGGAGAUUGUCACCACCAACUUGGCCUCUCCAGCUUGAAGCACUUUGCUGAUGACAGGCUUGAAAUGCCAGUGAAUGAGGAACAGAGGAAGAAAGAAGAGGCAUGUCUGGUGGAGGAGGCUGUACCCCAGCCUUGCCAGCCAGUCCCUGAUGUCUCUGAAGAGCUGAGCAGACAGCUGGAGGACAUUCUAAGCACUUACUGCAGGGACUCCAACCAGGAAGGCCCUGGAGAUGACAACGGUCAGAGUGAGUCUGUGGAGCUGGACGAGCCAGAGAAGUGCCGAAGCGAGUCCCCCAGGAAUGGGGACCAGGAGCAGAGUUGCCCCGAGAUCAAUGGCGAGAAGGAGGGUCCCAGGGGAACCGGCGAUGAGAGUGGAGAGCGUGACCAGAAACGGGUCCAGGAGAAAAAGAAGCCCAGAGGGCUUGGCAAGGAGAUCACCCUUCUGAUGCAGACCCUCAACACUCUCAGUACAUCUGAGGAGAAGCUGGCAGCCCUCUGCAAGAAAUAUGCUGAGCUGUUGGAAGAGCACCGAAACUCUCAGAAGCAGAUGAAAAUCCUGCAGAAGAAGCAGACUCAGUUGGUGCAGGAGAAGGACCAUCUCCGAAGUGAGCACAGCAAAGCCGUUUUGGCCCGCACCAAAUUGGAAAGCCUGUGCCGGGAGCUGCAGAGGCACAACCGCACUCUCAAGGAGGAGGGUGUCCAGCGAGCUCGCGAGGAGGAAGAAAAGAGGAAGGAGGUGACGUCUCACUUCCAGGUGACGCUCAAUGACAUCCAGUUGCAGAUGGAACAGCACAACGAACGCAACUCCAAACUGCGCCAGGAGAAUAUGGAGCUGGCAGAAAGGCUGAAGAAACUCAUUGAGCAAUAUGAGCUGCGGGAAGAGCACAUCGACAAGGUCUUUAAACAUAAGGACCUGCAGCAGCAGUUGGUGGACGCCAAACUCCAGCAGGCCCAGGAAAUGUUGAAAGAGGCAGAGGAGAGGCACCAGCGGGAAAAAGACUUUCUACUGAAAGAAGCCGUGGAGUCCCAGAGAAUGUGUGAGUUGAUGAAGCAACAGGAGGCGCAUCUUAAGCAGCAGCUGGCUCUUUAUACAGAGAAGUUUGAAGAGUUUCAGAACACCCUUUCCAAAAGCAGCGAAGUGUUCACCACGUUCAAGCAAGAAAUGGAGAAGAUGACAAAGAAGAUCAAGAAGCUGGAGAAAGAAACGACAAUGUAUAGGUCCCGUUGGGAAAGCAGCAACAAAGCCCUUUUAGAAAUGGCAGAAGAGAAAACCCUCCGAGACAAGGAACUGGAGGGUCUCCAAGUGAAAAUCCAGCGCCUUGAGAAGCUAUGCCGGGCCCUGCAGACCGAGCGCAAUGACCUGAACAAAAAGGUACAGGACCUGUGUGCCUUUGCGUCUCUGACCGCGGGGGCAGACGUCGAGGGACUUCCCAAGGAUCAGUCCCAAGGCAUCCCGGAGGAGCUGGCGCCGCAGGGCCCCCUGGCAGGAGAGGGCUUUACUCUAGCCCAGGCAGCGUGCCACCCAGGGCUUCCUGAGCAGUCCGGGGCAUUGAGCAUAGGAGUGCCACCUGGGCAGCCAGCCGAGGAAGCUGCUAACUCUGCUGAGUAAAGGUGGAGGAAAUGAGGGCAGCUCGCAGAUUUCUCCAGAUGGAUCCAUUCCUCUCUCGAAGCCCCAUGCUGGGAUGAGGAUUGUUCUGGGGCUUUCAGGUUUUCCAGUUAAAGCUUUUGACAAUACUGAAUGCUUUUUUUUUUUUUUUUGGCUUUUAAAAUAAUCUGUCUCUCUAUGUUAUCCAACACCAUGUACAGCAGCAAGGUCCACCUUUUAUAUAUAGAUCUAUAAAUGAGAUUGAUCCAGUUCUCUGCGUGCUGUGUGAACAUCUAAGUGUGUGGCAGUUUCAGCCAUGAUCCUUUUCAAAGAUGGGUGCAGGGAAACUUGCUACUCUGACUCUCUGCCCAUUUUAACAUCUGGCUGCUGCGGCUCACUGUGAGUGCCAUGCUACGAAUACAAACGCAAAGCAAAAAUCUGACACCAGUGGGACUUUGAGGAUUAAUCCUUGCGUUUUUUUUUUUUUUAUUAAACUACCAGACCUGCCGUUUAAAGCCAGUGCUGGAGACUCAGGAGUUUGAUAAUGUUGUAGGUUAUUCUUUUUAGCCUGUAACUCUCGGGGGAGAAGGUGGAGAAUAAAGCUGAUGUGUUUCUGUGACAUGGGGACAGAGACCAAGGCCGCACGCUUCGUUGGUUUGGGUAGAGGAGGUGUCAUCUCCAGGAGUUUGCUACUUCCAGAAUUUAUGUCUCAAUAGCCUUAUGACUUCACAGUUGCCUCUAUGAUUAUAUGUGUGCAUGCACACAGACACACAGACACAAAGUAUAUGUACUAAAGAUUUAAUCCAAAGGUUUUUCUUCCUUAACUGUUUUGCACAUGAUGAGCAUUCCUGCCUGUGUUUGUGCCUGGUGAAUUUUGGGUGGCAAAGGUGAAUUCUCCUGUGUGGAACUUUCGAGGAGACAAAACGUAACCUCCCACUCCAGACCACUUAGGUGGUGAGCCCAGGAGCUAGAACCAAACUUGGCCCAAGUCUUUGGUUGCCUCAAGUGAUAGCACUUUUAAUGGAUCAUUUGUCUGCAGAAUCAUGUGGUUAUGGCAAGGAGGUGUCCUCAGAGUUUUUCGGUAAUGUUUUUUUUAAUUUGGACCCUUCUUCACUUAUAAUCAAUACAUUAUUUUAAUUUGUGCCAUUUCUGGUCUUAAGACCAAUCACAAACUUUAUUCUUUUUUUAGAUAGUUGCUAAAAGCAGAGCCAUUUUAAGUAUUAAUGCACAAUUCUUCUAUUGCUAGUAGUUUCCUUUCCAUUUAAGGGGAGGUAUUUGGGAAAGCUGGUCACUACUGAGUGCAAGGCCCAUCUGCCCACCGGUGUAUAUGUCUCUCUAGAGAAAGAGAACUGGGUUUUAGGAAAUCAGCACCGUACUACAGUUUGUACAGUGUAACCCCUGCCUCAAGUGGCAGAUCAGUGCCCCUGUGUUCUGUGGGGUUCAGUUGCUGCUGAAAUAUCCCUCCACUUGGUCAGCUGGCAAGAAGAAAAUGAAUGAAUGUAAAUGGGCCCCACAGCUUUCCAAGAGGAGGAGGAGGAGGAGAAGGAGAUUGUCAGCUGAGGAGAUCACCUUUGUCCCUAUUUUCCUUUUUUGAGAUGUCAAGAAAAUCUUCCAAUUUUUAAUGCUGUUGUACAAUAGACUAUAUCUCAAUUGUUGUAUGUAUCUUUGUACCCAAUAGAAAUGCAACAUGUA
This is a messenger RNA of Python bivittatus (Burmese python), 3681 nucleotides long. RefSeq names its product taxilin alpha (gene TXLNA). NCBI's taxonomy places the organism in Eukaryota, Metazoa, Chordata, Lepidosauria, Squamata, Pythonidae. The record is from RefSeq and is a predicted model, not a curated record. Gene Ontology annotation, molecular function: syntaxin binding.